AUAAAAACCCUCCAUGCUUUUUUCAUCUUCCCAGCGACAUCCCCUCCUGAUUAUCUUUUCCACUCUUCUCCCCCUUCAACGUCCACCAUGGCAAGUGUCGAGGAAAUUAUUAUGGGUGACUUCGUGGCUGUCAACCAUGACCGUUACGGCCGCAGAGAAGGAAUGGUAGUGGGCUCCUACGUUGACUAUGCUGGUCGAACCAUUCUCGAGGUUCAGCUCGAACCAAAUGAAGUUUACGCUGCCUGGUACCCCACCGUCACCCGCGUCAAGCGCACCGUGUCAUACGCCACCCGUCCUACCAUAAAACAAAGAACUGUCGAGCGCAGAAUUUAUUGGUGAAGCGCCCUAGGGUCUUCGUCUGUUCUUUCUUUAUUGCUUGGAUAUCAUUUUUUGUGUUGGAUAACCUUUAUACUUCCCUCGAGGGCCAUUGCCCGCCGAGUCCAUCAGGACUCAUUACUUGGUGGACGACGUUGAUCGUGGACGUUCACUAUUGCACAAGAUGUACGAAUGGGAGCAAAGUUUGCUUGGUUUUACUGGGACUGGGGAGUGGUGCUAGAUCUGUUUGAGUAGCAGAAACUUUUUGUAUCACGCUUCUUGCAUGUCUUGUCACGAUAGGAAAUGCAAUGAUUGCUCUGCACUAUCCACU
This is a messenger RNA of Serpula lacrymans var. lacrymans S7.9, 646 nucleotides long. RefSeq lists its product as uncharacterized. Lineage: Eukaryota; Fungi; Basidiomycota; Agaricomycetes; Boletales; Serpulaceae. The record is from RefSeq and is a predicted model, not a curated record. Bases 88 to 339 code for a protein of 83 amino acids. The transcript is spliced from 4 exons.